Messenger RNA from Cladophialophora psammophila CBS 110553, 414 nucleotides. RefSeq lists its product as uncharacterized. The record is from RefSeq and is a predicted model, not a curated record. The transcript has 3 exons. NCBI's taxonomy places the organism in Eukaryota, Fungi, Ascomycota, Eurotiomycetes, Chaetothyriales, Herpotrichiellaceae. Bases 1 to 414 code for a protein of 137 amino acids.
AUGUCUUCAGGCAGCAAGGUCCUGGCAGUCACUGUCUCUGGCGCGAAAGCGAUUGCUAACCACGGCCCGAAAGCAGCGGUAAUGGCUGCUACUUGGAGCGUCCAAAAUCCAGGUCUAGCUGCGUGCGGAGUCGUUGGGACUGCGGGCGCUGUUCUUAUUGCUGCUCCCAGCCUCGUUGUGGUACCAGUCCUUUCUGCAAUAGGUUUUGGGGCUGGUGGUGUUAAAGCAGCCUCCGCGGCUGCCGUCAUCCAUGGCGGAAUCGGAAACGUUGUAGCUGGGAGUUCUUUUGCCAUGGCUCAAAGCGCAGGUGCUGCAGGUGCAGGAUUAGCCACUAUCAAUGGAGUUGCCCAAGCUGCUGGACUUGCCAUGACUGCUGGUAGUGGAGGAAUUGCUUGGAUAAUGUCAAAAUUUUGA